Molecule: messenger RNA, 2715 nt
Organism: Archocentrus centrarchus (flier cichlid)
Lineage: Eukaryota; Metazoa; Chordata; Actinopteri; Cichliformes; Cichlidae
Product: protein mono-ADP-ribosyltransferase PARP14-like
Exons: 12
Coding region: 23-2407 (794 amino acids)
Biological process (GO): negative regulation of gene expression; protein poly-ADP-ribosylation
Cellular component (GO): nucleus; cytoplasm
Molecular function (GO): NAD+ poly-ADP-ribosyltransferase activity; transcription corepressor activity
Source: RefSeq, a predicted model, not a curated record
UCGUUCUCUGAUCUACAGUAGCAUGUACAGCACUGUUGGAGGCUCUGCGGUCAACAAAACAAACCUGAAGAUCAAGCUCAGCAGUUUGGAAAAUGAACAGGUGGAUGUUUUGGUGGUCCCCAUGCUCAACAAGCAGCUGAAUUCUACAAAUAUUGGCAAGUGUCUGUUGAGUAAAGCUGGCAACACUUUAAAGUCAAAGUUUGAUUCAGUCACAGCGAAUUGUGCCCUCGCCCCUGGUGAUGUUCAGCUGGUUGAUGCACCUCCAUCUCUGGGCUGCUCCAAGAUUUCCUUCAUUGAGUGCUUGCCUUGGGAUGGAGUGAGAGGACAGAGUGUGCAGGCUCUUGGCAGUGGGUUGAAGAAGUGUUUGGAGCUCUGCGUGCAGUGGAAUUUGACUUCAGUUGCCUUUCCAAUUAUUGGACCAGGAAUUGUUUUAAAAUACCCGCUGAGAGAAGCCAUUCAAGUGCUGACUGAUGUCAUUCACCAGUUUGGAUUAUCUGCAUCCACUGGGUCUCUUACAAACAUCCACAUCAUCAUUAAACCUGGCUAUCCUGAUUCUGAAGAGUGCUACCAUGAUGUCUACAAACAGCUCAGCCUAAAUAUGAACCAGGGAGGCCAAGCAAUCUUCAGGUCUCUCACCAGUGACCUAGAUGACAUCACCAUGACAGUGGGAAGCGGGGUUAAGCUACAUGUGGUGUUUGGUGACAUCACUAAUGAGACUACAGAUGUUGUCGUGAACACAACCAACUUCCAAACUUUUGAUGUUGAUGGCGUAUGCAAAGACAUCUUAACCAUAGCUGGACCAGAGGUGGAAGCUGAACUGACAGCAGCACAAGUGAACCGAGGAGAAAUUUUAGUGACCCAGUCUGGAAACUUCCCCUGUAAAGCCAUUUUUCAUGUGUCUGGAAAAAGGGAUGAAACUCUCAUUGAACAGCUUGUGUGUGAUAUCAUUUACUAUUGUGAAUGCUAUCAAUACAGCUCUGUGGCAAUUCCUGCCAUCUGUGCUGGAGCUGGAAGGUUGGACCCUGUCAUUGUGGCAGGUGCCAUUCUUCGAGGGAUCAAAGCUUGCACGUCAUUCAUAAAUACCCUCACUGACAUCCGCCUCAUCCUGAUUAAGAGCAAUGUCUUCUUGGCUUUUAAAGAGGAAGCGAUGCAGAUGUUUUCCCCCGCUGUAAUCAACAGAGUACUUCCAGUACUUCCAGUUCAAGUACAGCAACAACAGCCUCCUUCUUCUAUGAGUACAUGCCUCAGCAGUCUCCAUAUCAGCUUUACAAGUCAGCAAUCUGUCUUCACGUUCCUGGGUCUUUGCAAAAAAGAGGUUGAUGAUGCCAUGGAAAAGCUGAAGCAUCAAUAUCAGACACAGUGCUCCAGCAACACCUUCUCAAAGGAGGAAGUGGAACAUCUCACCCAUGAUGACAUGAUGGAUCUGAAGGAGCUGGUGGAGACUGAGGGUCUGUUCAUGCAAACAGAACAGUCUGGAUCACUAACAGUGAGCGGGCUAAAAGAUGGGGUCACCCGGGUGAUACAAAAAAUGAGUCAGUGUCAGUUUGGGACCCUCAAAAGAGAGGUGAGAGUCAGGGAGGAGGAUGAUUUGUACCACAGAGUUGUUUGGUGCAUCCUGGCUCAUAACGGUAACUGGGAAAGGCUUCCCAAAACAGCCAAUCACAAACUGGAAAUUAAAGAAUUAACAGAAGGAAUAACAGACGCACAGGGAAUCACAUGGGAGGUUAAUCUACAGAUGAUGGAGGCCACACGACCACUGAGCAGACAGACAACGAAGCUGAAACGACUUGAGAAUCUGCCAGACUUUACGUUCCCUCUGUACUGGGACAACAUGGCUGCUACAGAGACUAUGAAGGUGGUUACAGUGGAGCCUUCCUCUGCAGAGUACCGGACAGUGAAGGAAGCCUUCAAACGAACUGCCAGCAAAACUCUGAUGAAGAUUGAGCGUUUGCAGAACAUUCACCUGCGGCGUGCCUAUGAAGCACAGAAGAAACACAUUUCUGAUAAAAAUGCACUGGAGAGCGGAGCAGGGGAAAAACUUCUGUAUCAUGGAACAACCCAGGAAAACUGCAACUCAAUCAUGAACACUGGAUUCAACAGGCGCUUUGCUGGGCAAAAUGCAACCUCAUAUGGUAUUGGGACUUACUUUGCUGUUAAGGCCAGCUACUCAGCCAACCCCACCUACUCCAGACCAGCUGCUGACGGUUCUCAGUUAAUGUUUGUCGCCCGAGUCCUCACAGGCAUCUACACUCAGGGCCAAAGUGAUAUGAAGGUGCCUCCACCUCGGAACAGCCUGCAGCCUCACGAUCGCUAUGACAGCGUUGUGGACAGAACGGACAACCCCUACAUGUACAUUGUGUUUCACGACAACCAAGCUUAUCCUGACUACCUCAUCACAUUUCAAUGAGAGCAAAGAGAAAGUGAUGAAUUUCCACUGUGGAAAAAAUUGGAUUCUGGAAAAUCCAGAAAGAAUAAGAUUAAAGUUAUAUUAAUAACUACAGUAACUGGCAAUAUGUGGAGAAAAACUGUUAAAAAUAAUAAAUUCAGAAGAUAUUUAUGUAAAGGGUCUGAGAGCUAUAUCACAAUUUACAUUAAAGAUUAAGAAAAUUUUGCACACAAAAGAAACUUAACUUUGCCAAGUGUAAAGCACUUUGAAUUGCACAUGAUUUGUUUGAGAACAUACCAAAUGGCCUUAAUAAAGAUUCAUUUACUGUG